Anthostomella pinea is the source of this 642-nucleotide messenger RNA. The record is from the annotation of a GenBank genome assembly. Lineage: Eukaryota; Fungi; Ascomycota; Sordariomycetes; Xylariales; Xylariaceae.
AUGGGAGGCGACCUACUGUCUGAACUCAGCUCUCGAUCCUUCGCCAUCAACAUCAAGGGUAUUGACGUCUACACCGGCAACAAGAGUCUCGUUGCUCUUGAUCUUGCCGUCAAGAUUUCCGUCACUUUACACACGUCCCACGCGCGUCCGAUCCCGCUCUGCGAGUAUUCUCCCCCGUCAGCCAUCGAUCCCUCCGACCAUCGCUUUUACUGGGUCAACGGCCCCCAUGGCCCUGGCAACCGCCCGCACUUUCACGUCACAGUGAAUACGCUUGGUUCCGAGGAAGCUGGCAAGCACAUGUCAGAAGUCAACUAUAUCGAGGCCGUCUCUUUCUCUAAGACCGAGCAAGAGAUGGGCGUGCGACUAGCACAGCACCAGCGCGAGAGAAAGAAGCAAGCCAAGGAGUCCGCGAAGAAGGACAAGGCUGCCAAGAAGAAGGAACGUCAGUACCUUGGAAGACGAUACCAGCUGCGCCAGAAGAUGAAGAACAUCGGCACACUCAUCAAGGAUACACUGAACAUCGCUCCCUGCCAGCCCAAGCACCGCGAGAACAACAACUACGAGCCACUCGCUCUCGAUUCGGACAAUGAGGACCCUGCCAUCUACUCGAACAUUAUCCCCAACGUACCAUACAUGGCUUGA